AUGUUUCGGUCCUCGCUGCGGUCUGUAGCAGACCCUCUCCGUGAACAUGUCUGUUUUUCUUGCAUAGCAAGAGGCCUCGAGGGUCCUGCUCAGGCACGCUCCUUCCAUGCCACACUUUUGUCGCGUAGUGUAUCCGAUAGUUCCCCGGAGAUCACACAGGGUCGAUCACUCGACGACGCUUUCCAAACGCUAACGCAGACCUUAGACUCGCAGAAAAAGAGAGAGCACCAGAGACCCGAAGACGCGCAAGAGUCCCCGAUACAGAAGACGAAACCUCAACGGUCCCUGAAAAUCACUAAAUCACCCCGAGCGGCUCAUCCUGAGAUCAGGAAACGCCGGGGGAGUCCUAAGGAUGAACAUGCCGAGCCACCGGGUCUGAAAGCUCAAGUGAAAAAUGUGGUCGAAAGACUAGAUCAGAAGAAGAAAUCAGCGGACCCUGGAAAACGGCUUUCACCGGGGGAAUUUCCCAGGCCCCCGACAGCACUUAGCAGUGCGAUAACCGAAAGGCAGAGAGGCAAACUGAACUCUACAGCAUCUGCCGUCAAAGCGGUGGAUGUGGAAACUCAACCUGUUCCAGAGCUUUCAUUUGGCCUACAAAGGGUUCUUUUUAAUCCUGGAGUAUAUCAGCUUCGCGAUCCCCGGUCCCGCGUCUAUAAUUUCGAUCCGUACCUGGGAACUAUCAUGCCCGUGUCCGAGUUUGACUUUGCAGCUUUAAAAGAAUAUAUCACGAGUUCGAGGGAUGACACCUUGCGGAACAUAGCGAAAGAAAACAAGAAGAAAUAUAUCGGCUCGUCCUCCAGUAUGACAAGCGUCCUAUCGCAUUUUCACUAUUUAUUAUCAGCAUGGCGCCCCAUCAAUACGAGCUCGCUCUCCCAAAGCUUUCCGGAUCAAAUGAAAACAUUCACCCGUAUAAUGCGUGCCCCGGCAGCCAUGUUCCUGCGGUAUCAGGACGGUGUUUACGCGAUAGACGCUGAUAAAGAGUUUGACACAGCCAACAUCCUCAUGAACCUGGGGAAAUCUAUGGAGAAGCUUCUCACCCUACCGAAAGAGGAAUUUGAGCGCUAUCGAAGAUCCCAUGAGAACAAAAUCACUCCCGAGGAGGAGUCCUCAACCCCGGAAUCCUAUCACUACUCUACUCUGGGAGACUUCAUGAUGAGGUCGCAGCUCGAUGCAUACGACCCGCGGCUGCCGGGUACAGGGAUGUUUGAUCUAAAGACACGUGCCGUCGUGUCUAUCCGGAUGGACGCACGUAAUUUCGAACAGGGUAUAGGUUAUGAGAUCCAACAGCGUUUCGGUCGGUUCGAGUCUUACGAACGGGAGUAUUAUGAUAUGAUUCGCUCUGCCUUCCUCAAGUAUUCGCUUCAAGUGCGUAUUGGGCGCAUGGAUGGUAUCUUUGUGGCGUUCCACAAUAUUGAGCGGAUCUUCGGAUUUCAGUACGUCAGUUUGCCAGAAAUGGAUGAGACCCUGCACGGCACAUCGAACACGACGCUCGGUGACGCGGAAUUCCGCCUAAGUCUCGAACUCUGGAACAAAAUACUGGAUAAAGCCACAAAGAAGUACCCAGGGAAGUCUCUUCGUUUCCACUUUGAGGCCAGAGAAACCGUCAGCCCGUUUAUGUACAUCUUUUUUGAACCCGUCACCGAUGAAGAGAUCCACGCUAUUCAAACCAGGAACAAGGCCGAAAUUGAUGCAUAUCAACAACGUGUUCUGAACCUACCCAACCACGAAGAUCAGUAUACUACUUUCUUGGAUGAGGAAAACUACGCAGAAACCACGACCGAGGAUCAGAGUGCUUUUAAUACUUCUCUGAAUGAGCAGAACUCCGCAGAAACCAAUGCCGAAGAUCAGAGUGCUUCUACUAUUUCAUUGAACGAGCAGAACUCCGCAGAAACCACUGCCGAAGAUUUACCACCAGCGUCUGAAUCCGAGGAUGUCUCAGUUGACACGGAGCUCCCUCCAGAAUGCGAAGAGCGUGAGGUGUCCGCCAUUGUCCUCACGGUUGUGAAUUACUUGAAUUAUAAGCCAGUCGAACGCGUUGACAAGAUGAAGCACAACGACAAGUGGACUCUCAAGUACGAAAUGAGCACUUUGGAGGGUCCAAAAGUUCGGAGCCUUUACCAUGCGUGUGUUGCCCGUCGAAAGAAAAUACUCAUGGGUACAGAGGACGUAUCGGAUGAACCCCAGUCGGGCUACCUCAGGAAAUUGAGAGACCUCGCCAGAAAAGGCCGGAAACACCGCAAGCGGCAGAAUGAGAUUGAUAAGGAGAAGGGCCUGGUUGUUUGGGAUGGUGUGAAGCUUUGA
Messenger RNA from Aspergillus mulundensis, 2301 nucleotides. RefSeq names its product Pet127 family protein. Gene Ontology annotation, biological process: mitochondrial RNA 5'-end processing. The transcript has 4 exons. Bases 1 to 2301 code for a protein of 766 amino acids. Gene Ontology annotation, cellular component: mitochondrion; mitochondrial envelope. The record is from RefSeq and is a predicted model, not a curated record. NCBI's taxonomy places the organism in Eukaryota, Fungi, Ascomycota, Eurotiomycetes, Eurotiales, Aspergillaceae.